Molecule: messenger RNA, 1715 nt
Organism: Capsella rubella
Lineage: Eukaryota; Viridiplantae; Streptophyta; Magnoliopsida; Brassicales; Brassicaceae
Product: probable magnesium transporter NIPA6
Exons: 9
Coding region: 372-1355 (327 amino acids)
Biological process (GO): magnesium ion transport
Cellular component (GO): membrane
Molecular function (GO): magnesium ion transmembrane transporter activity
Source: RefSeq, a predicted model, not a curated record
AGAGAGAGAGCUUUGUAAUCGAACCAGAUCUCUCUCUCUCUCUUCUCUCUUCUCUCUCUUCUCCCAUUUGAUUUUGAAUAUUCAGCAGCAAGCCAAAAUCGCACAAGUCGUCUCAGACGGCCGCGUUGCAUCGGACCACUUGUUCGCUUCUCUUUCGUCAUCCAUCUUCCAUCAUCUCCUCUCUCUUUUACCAGCUCCUUUCAAAUUGCUUCUGAUCGGAUUAUAUAAUACAUCCCGGAGAAAUCAACAAGGAGGAGAUAGGAUUACACGAGAAGAGAGCGCUGUUCUGUUAGACCAUAGAUUUGACUUCAAUUUAGCUUCCGAUUUCAGAAUAUUUUAGGGUUAUUUUUGUUUUGGCUUCUACAAGGGGAAUGGAGUCGGACAAUGGGAAGGGGUUGAUACUAGCUGUAGCCUCAAGUGUUUUCAUUGGUUCUAGCUUCAUUCUUAAGAAGAAAGGUCUCAAACGAGCUGGUGCUAUUGGCACCCGAGCAGGGUAUGGAGGUUAUACAUACUUAUUAGAGCCUCUUUGGUGGGCGGGCAUGAUCACAAUGAUUGUUGGAGAAGCUGCAAACUUUGUGGCUUAUAUUUAUGCACCGGCUGUACUCGUUACCCCUCUUGGUGCUUUAAGUAUAAUCAUCAGUGCUGUUUUGGCACAUUUCUUAUUAAAAGAAAAACUUAAGAAAAUGGGAGUUCUCGGAUGUGUUUCUUGCAUUGUCGGCUCCGUUGUUAUUGUCAUACACGCACCAAAGGAGCAGACUCCAAAUUCUGUUGAAGAAAUAUGGAAUCUGGCUACUCAGCCAGCUUUUCUUAUCUACGUAGCAAUAACCAUGUCAAUUGUCCUCGCUUUAAUUCUGCAUUUUGAACCCCUGUGCGGCCAAACAAACAUUCUGGUUUAUAUCGGAAUAUGUUCGUUAAUGGGUGCUCUCACUGUUAUGAGCAUAAAAGCUAUUGGAAUUGCGAUAAAAUUAACAAUGGAGGGAGUAAGCCAGAUCGGGUAUCCACAGACGUGGCUUUUUGUCAUGGUUGCAGCAACCUGUGUAGUUACACAAUUGAUUUACCUAAACAAGGCUUUGGACACAUUCAAUGCAGCAAUUGUUUCUCCAGUAUACUAUGUAAUGUUUACAACUCUCACAAUUGUUGCUAGUGCAAUAAUGUUCAAGGAUUGGUCUGGGCAAGAUGCAGCCAGUGUAGCUUCUGAAUUAUGUGGAUUCAUAACUGUGCUCACAGGCACAAUGAUACUACAUGGCACAAGAGAAGAGGAACAACAAGCUUCUUCAGAACAAGUAAGAUGGCACGAGUCAAGAAAGAGCAUGAACGAAGAACAUCUGAUAAGUCUGUACAGCCCUGAAUACUAGGAAGAAGAAGGUGCCAUCUCUAGACUCCCAAUAGACUGAAUGAAAUUUUCCAAAGACAAGCCUCAGGGAUCUUAUAACUGAUCAAUCAGCAUAUCUGAGAAGAGUGAUGUCGGAUUCGUUUUUGUGUUGUUUGUGGUCUCUGUACAGACAAAAGUUUGUCUAGUUACAACACUUCACAUUCUUUAGUUUUGAUUUCUGUGUAUUUUCUUAGUACAGUACAGGUCUUCUUUUUCUUAUCUGGGCUUUUGUCCCAAUUUACUGUUAUAUAUGUUAUAUGUAUCUUCAUUUUUCUAGGAUGAAAUAUUCCUUAAUUGUACUCGAUUCACUGGAAAAUAAAAUAAGGUAAAACUUCGAUGGGAA